AUGGAGCGUGGAGGAGGGGAGAGCCCCCGUCUGCGGGACAGUCCUGAACGCCGUGGGGGGAGCAGCCCUGACGUCUGUGGCCCCCCACCAGGAAAGAUGGGACGUAUGGAACUCAAUGGGAGUCCCACAGGGCCCCGCAGUCGCCACAAUGGAGCCCCUCAAAGACCCCUAGGAGGUCUGAUGAUUCCUGUGUUCUGUGUGGUGGAGCAAGUGGACGGAGGUGUGGCAGGUGUAGCAGGUGAGGGGGAGGCCAGGGAAGAACAUGCUGAGUUUGUGCUCAUCAGGAAAGACAUUCUCUUCUCUCAGCUGGUGGAAACAGCACUGCUGGCCCUAGGCUACUCUCACAGCUCUGCUGUCCAAGCACAUGGUAUCAUUAAGGUGGGCCGCUGGAACCCUCUGCCCAUCCAUUUCCUGACAGACGCCCCUGAUGCUACAGUGGCUGACAUGCUGUUGGAUGUCUACCACAUGGUCACUCUCCGCAUCCAGCUACAGAGCUUUGCCAAGUUGGAGGACCUGCCGUCGGAACAGUGGAACCACGCGACGGUGCGAAACGCUCUGAAGGAGCUACUGAAGGAAAUGAACCAAAGCACGCUGGCUAAGGAGUGCCCUCUCUCCCAGAGUAUGAUCUCUUCCAUUGUGAACAGUUCUUACUAUGCCAACGUCUCCACUGCCAAGUGUCAGGAGUUUGGUCGCUGGUAUAAGAAGUAUAAGAAGAUCAAAGGAGACUACUUGGAGAAGAUUUGGACAGGUCGUGAGAAUUCUGAAAUUAAAGUGGAGAGGGAUGGUCUGGCUGAUUUCUGUGUCCUGGGGCAGCGUCCCCCUCCACACUUGUCCAGUUUGGGUCAACUCGGCCCUCUUGGUAGCACUGGUUCCCUAGUCAAAGGUGGCUCUGGAGACCCACAGAACUCCGCUCAACCCCAGCCUCCAUCCCAGGGACAGCCACAACAACCCUCUCCACAUGGCCAGCUCCACCACAGCCCCCCUCUCAGGGCCCAGGUACCACCUCCGCCUCCACCUACUGCCCUUCAACCCCUUUUGGGCCCAGGUGGGCUCCUCUCACCCCAGCUGAGCCCACAGCUUGUGCGCCAACAGCUUGCCAUGGCUCACCUCAUAAACCAACAGCUGGCCGUCAGCCGCCUCCUGGCACAUCAACACCCACAGGCCCUCAACCAACAGUUUCUCAACCACCCACCCAUCCCCAGGCCAACCAAAGCUGGUGCCUCUGGAGAACCUGGCAGUAACCCAUCUGCAGCCGAUGUCUCAGCAGACAUUUACCAGCAGGUCCGAGACGAGCUGAAGAGAGCCAGCGUCUCACAGGCUGUGUUUGCCCGCGUGGCAUUCAAUCGCACACAGGGUUUGCUGUCAGAAAUUUUGCGGAAAGAGGAAGACCCUCGCACAGCCUCCCAGUCCCUGCUGGUCAACCUGAAAGCCAUGCAGAAUUUUCUCAACUUGCCAGAAAGUGAAAGAGACCGCAUUUACCAGGAGGAGAGAGAACGCAGCAUGAACCCUCCUGUUGGCCUGCCCCCUACCUCUAACUCUGGUUCUGGGGGCUCCCGACUCUCUCAGAAAGCGUGGGAACGCAGCAUGGAUGAACAGUUAACCCCUGACGCGUGGGCAUCUAUUUGGAAGAAUAAGACCAAGGUCACAAACUCGCCCAAGCCAUCUGGUGCUAACCCUGAUCUAUCACUGAAGCUCGAUUCACUGGUGAACAUCACCUCAUCCAUCUACGACGAAAUUCAGCAGGAGAUGAAGAGAGCUAAAGUGUCUCAGGCCCUGUUUGCAAAGGUGGCUGCCAAUAAGAGCCAGGGCUGGCUGUGUGAGUUGCUACGUUGGAAAGAGAGUCCAAGCCCAGAGAACCGUACUCUGUGGGAGAACCUGUGUACUAUUCGUCGGUUCCUGAACCUGCCGCAGUCAGACCGGGACCUGGUUUACGAGGAGGAGUCCCGGCAUCAUCACAGUGAGCGACUGCACACAGUACUUCAUUUGCCCUCCGACACGCAGGCACUCCACAGGCAGCCUGUCCAACCACUGAAGGACCAUUCACCCAUGCGUGAAGACCCUGUACCUAGCUCUGCAGGUGAGGACAGUUCUCAGCCUGGUUCAGGUGGAGGAAGCGGUGGAGGAGGUAGUGGAAGCGUCAAGAAACCACGGUCACGCACUAAGAUCUCCUUGGAGGCUCUGGGAAUCUUACAGAGCUUUAUCCAGGAUGUCGGCUUGUAUCCAGACCAGGAGGCAAUCCACACGCUCUCAGCCCAGUUGGACCUGCCCAAGCACACGAUCGUCAAGUUCUUCCAGAAUCAGCGCUACCACGUGAAGCAUCACGGCCGACUGAAAGAGCUGGGUGCCGAGGUUGGUGGAGUUGACGUGGCUGAGUAUAGAGAUGAGGAGCUUCUCUCCGGUUCUGAGGACGCAGAAUCCAGCGAGGAUGGGCACGAGGAGAUCUACAGUGGGCAUGACGGUCCCUCAGGUGGAACAGCUGCUUCUACUUCCACACCACCAUCCACUACAGGCCCAGAGGAUAGCAAAGACAAGGGCCACUCUUUGGGGUCGAGCAGACCCAGCCCCUUGCCCCCCUGCAGCUCUUCCCCAAGCCCCCGUGACGCAGCCGAAUAUCAAAGAUAA
Messenger RNA from Chanos chanos (milkfish), 2622 nucleotides. RefSeq names its product SATB homeobox 2 (gene satb2). The record is from RefSeq and is a predicted model, not a curated record. The transcript is spliced from 12 exons. Lineage: Eukaryota; Metazoa; Chordata; Actinopteri; Gonorynchiformes; Chanidae. Gene Ontology annotation, molecular function: RNA polymerase II cis-regulatory region sequence-specific DNA binding; DNA-binding transcription factor activity, RNA polymerase II-specific. Gene Ontology annotation, biological process: chromatin remodeling; regulation of transcription by RNA polymerase II. The coding region runs from base 1 to 2622 and encodes 873 amino acids.